Messenger RNA from Closterium sp. Yama58-4, 807 nucleotides. NCBI's taxonomy places the organism in Eukaryota, Viridiplantae, Streptophyta, Zygnematophyceae, Desmidiales, Closteriaceae. The record is from the annotation of a GenBank genome assembly.
AUGUCUCAUGUAAUUAACCGCACGUUCUGCUCCAUAUACGUGUUUCGUGACCCAGGUGCGCUCUCUCUACGCCAGAGGCUGCGCCUAGCACAGGGAGCAGCAGAGGGCCUGGCGUACCUACACGGGUUCGACACAACCAUUGUUCACCGCGACAUCAAGCCGGCCAACAUCCUUGUGACUGCCGACAUGCAAGCCAAGGUGGCUGACUUUGGACUACUCAAGCGCCUCACUCACGGCGAUGCUGAUGCCACGCGAGUGGCCGGCACUCCUGGCUAUGUGGACCCGGACUACAACCGCACCAACGUCAUCACGGCCAAGAGCGAUGCGUUCAGCCUUUUCUUGCUGUCAUGCUACCUUGCACCACAUUUCCUGCUGAUCAUGCUAAUUUUCACCGCCUCUCCCAUUCAUCAUCCUUUCCUUGUGUGGAUCCUCCAGGCAAUGAAGAGGGUGGAGGCGUAUAAUCUAGAGGAGCUGAGGGACAGCAAGAUGCCAGCAGUCAGUGAAGAGGCCAUAGUGGAGUUUGCCGACCUGGCUCUGGACUGCAUCAAGUCUCCCGGCACACGGCGACCCACCAUGAAGGAUGUGGCAUACCGCCGCAGUGCCCUCAUUGCCAAGCACUGCCCUGACAGGGAGGACGAGUGGGAGAGUGUUGCAAGAGAAGAGAGUGCCGAGGGUGUGCCUUCAAGGGAUGUUUCUGCUGUGUCGUUUGGAGAUGGUGGGGGUGGCUCACAGUCUGGUGUGAGCUCAUUUGUGCGUGUUGGCUCGAUAGCACGGAACUGCGGUAUAGGUGCAGUACAGCAGCACUAG